AUGGUGGCAGCCUCCGUUCUGAUGGUCCUCGGCUGGUGGCUGGUGACGCCAAGUGGGGUGCAGGAAAUGCCCAGACCCUUUUUGUCACUGCACCCCAGCCAAGAGGUGGCCCUUGGGGACACGGUCACCCUGCGGUGCCGCGUGCCCCGAGCGGGGGUCUGGGUUGUGAUCUUCAAGGAGGGAGACGGGAAGUACCAAUGGCAGCAGCAGGAGGAGGAGGGCACGGCCGAGGUCCCCUUGCGAGUGACAACGCAGGGAUUUGCUGGGAGAUACCGGUGCGGAUACGAGAUCCCGGCGUUGUCCCGGUACUCGACGUUGAGCAACCACGUGGAUCUGGUGGUGCUGGAUCCCACCUACCCGCCUCCCACGAUGUCCCUGACCCCCAGCACACGCGUGGGGACAGGGACCAAUGUCACCAUCCGGUGCCAGUCCACGCACGGGGCCACCUUCCUCCUGCACAAGGCGAACGGCUCCGUCCCCAUCCAGCACCAGCGUCUUGGCGGGGGUGACACGGCCACCUUCACCAUCCCCAGGGGGACCCAGGCUGACGCUGGCACCUAUGGGUGCUCCUACCGUCCCCGAAGACGCCCCUUCAUCUCCUCAUGUCCCAGGGCGGAGGUGACACUGGAGGUGGCACCUGGGGGGUUCGGGACACCCUCCCCACCACCAUCAUCCCCAGAUUUCACCCUGGCCAACGCGGUGCGCCUGGCGCUGGGCGCAGCGGUGCUGCUGCUGCUGCUGCUGGUAGGAGCUGAGGCCCUGCAAGCUCAUCGCCGUGGGGGGACCUAG
Molecule: messenger RNA, 789 nt
Organism: Tinamus guttatus (white-throated tinamou)
Lineage: Eukaryota; Metazoa; Chordata; Aves; Tinamiformes; Tinamidae
Source: RefSeq, a predicted model, not a curated record